GCAACACUGCUGAACCCAGCUCCACCCCCACUACCACCACAGCCAACAAAUCCCUUAAUACAGAACAUUAUUGAUGGGAAUCUGAAGAAGCUGAAGAAACAGAUUAGAGACAAGGCCAUAAAUGGAUUGUACCAUUGUGCUGAGUGGAAAGAUAUCGUAAUCCCUUUUAAUUGCUGCUGUUGCAUCUGCAAAUGAAGAAAUAUGUACAUACCUUCUACAAGAGGGUGCUAACCCCAAUCAACCAUCAUACAAUCUUUGGACUCCUCUGGAUUAUGCCUUAAUGUCCAAAGCACCUGUCAAUACAGUGAGGGGACUGAACGUAGCAAAAGCCAAACUAAAUGCUAUAGGACCAUUUGGCCUUACACCACUUGACAUUGCAGUGAAAGAUGAUAGAGAGGAUAUUGUGAGGAUACUGAUUCAUGCUGGUGCUCUUGUGCAAAUAAGACCUCUUAUACAGCCUAAUGAUGAGCAUAUUCAUACAAAUCUAGUCAAAAUAAUUCAUCACUUGGCACCAAACAAUAUUUUGUUUUCCAAAAUUCAACCUUUUGUAGAUUUUCAACUCCGUAUACUACAGCAGAAAUCCCCAACUGAGAUUUUCGACUGCUUCGACAAACACCUACUAGAGGAGAACCCUCAAAAAGCAUUUACUAUGAUUGAUUUGUGUUUUGACAAUGCGGAAUACCGCCAGACAAGCAUUAAAUGGCUGAGGGGCUCUAAUUAA
Messenger RNA from Coregonus sp. 'balchen', 721 nucleotides. The record is from the annotation of a GenBank genome assembly. Lineage: Eukaryota; Metazoa; Chordata; Actinopteri; Salmoniformes; Salmonidae.